AAGCAGGGUUGUACUCUGGAUGGGUGAAGACUAUAAUUAAUGCAACAGUGCAACUGUCUGCUUGAAGAACCUGAACUACACAUAUAUCAUAUAUGUUUAGGACUUUAGGACUAGGUUUUGUUCUAGUACUAAUCAUGCUAUGAAGGCAUGAGAAUGACUACAUGAAGAAUCUCCAAACCCCUGCAGAGGUCUACUGUUGACUGUUUUGAAGACAUCUGGAUUUAAGGAAUCCCUGCUCUAAUUUGUUACUUGUCUUUCUCACCACCAAGACAUGGUGUUCUGGAUUAUCUUCCCCAUCUCCCUCUCCCUGGUGUCCUUCAUUGGAACAUGGACUGUUUAUGGCCUGGCCUUAUUCAACGGUCAUGUGUGCUCUCUCAAUGACUGGGGGGGUAACAACUACUGUAGAGGGAAUCAGUCCAAUGGAUGCUGCCUUGUUCCCACUAUAAGCUCAAGUGGAACUAGCGCACCAGAAAAUUCCCUUUUUACAGCCACAAUCAACGCUGGAUCCUUUUUGUUUCUGCUGUUCUGUAUAUUCCACCAUGCCCAUAUUAUGGAGAGACAUACAUGUCAUUCCAUGCUGAGCAAGUCUGCACUGGUCUUUGGCGUGGUGGCAGCCAUGGGGGCAUUUGCUGCUGGAAACUGCAAUCCGGGUUACCUGACACUCCUUCACUACUUCGGAGCUGCCAUCAGUUUCAUAUGCAUCUGUUUCUACACUGUCCUGCUCACUGUGCUGACCAUGAAGUGUGUGCUGACAGGAUACGAGAAGGUUCUCUACCCAUUACGCAUCGUCUCCACUGUGGUUCAAACCAUUGUCACCAUCUGCUACACUGUUUUGUUUGCCCAGGACGAGUACUUUUACGAGCAUGUGUCUGCUAUAUUUGAGUGGAUGCUCAGCGUCAACCUGGAGCUGUUUGAGCUCAGCUACGCAGUGGAGUUUUGCUUCUUCUCGUCCUUCAUGCUUUCGAAUCUGUUGAGCAAACGAGACGAAGAAAAGCCUUUGAUGAUAAGGAUGUCCUGAUAUGAGGCUGCCAGGGUCCAGCUGAAGCACAUGAGCAGUGAGGAUGGACUGAGUGAGACAUCUGUAAAGACAGUGGCUGGACCGUGGCUGGAGGAAGAAUAAUUUUUUUCAUCACUUUGCUGGGAUGGAUUUAUAUCCAUUUAUGGAUUAUGAUCACUGUUAUUCCACCCUCUUGUAGCUGUUGCCUAAAGUUGUAUGAUUUUCUUUACUGGGCAUAUUUAUUGAAACAAACUAGCUUGUACAGCAAAUGAACAAAACAUAUCAGUCGUAUUAUAGUUAUGUGCAAAACAUUUUGAUGAUCUGCCAACAGAACAGUUAAUGUGAGGUGUCUCUAAUCCACAAAUAAUUUAUGUCAAUUUUUUUUUUUUUUUUGCGUAUUGACCUUUUACCUGAUGUUAACAUAAUCAACAAUGAUCUAAGAAUUCGUCAUCAGGUACACUAAUGAGGACCAGAAGCCAUGAAAAUCUCACUGAUGUUAGCUUAACAUUAAGGAUCUAAGCACUUACAUACAGCUUUGGCAGUUUAAUAAAAUCCUGACCACUGUA
Siniperca chuatsi (mandarin fish) is the source of this 1563-nucleotide messenger RNA. RefSeq lists its product as uncharacterized. The record is from RefSeq and is a predicted model, not a curated record. Bases 272 to 1018 code for a protein of 248 amino acids. Lineage: Eukaryota; Metazoa; Chordata; Actinopteri; Centrarchiformes; Sinipercidae. The transcript is spliced from 7 exons. Gene Ontology annotation, biological process: protein localization to plasma membrane.